AUGCUAAACGAAGAUCCAAAGAUAUAACAACUCUAUUCUAGUUUAUAAUUUUGUAUAAAAUCACUUGAUCAAAUAUUAUAAGCUAAAAAGAAGCCUCCUAAAUAGUCAAAUACUGCUGAAAGAAUAAUCAUUAAAUAAGAAAGUGUUGAAAUGUUAAAUCAUAUUAUAUUCUAAGUUCUGAAGAUUUCUAAAACCUAACUAAAGAAUUAGAAACUAUCAAAUUCUAACAUGAAUCUAUGAUGGUUAAAAUAAUGAAACUUAGGAAAAAAUUAGCAAGUUUACAAAUUAAGUAUUCUGAACUAGAUGAAGAAUUUUAAGCUUAAACAGAACUUCUUAAAUAAUAUAAAAUUACUAAAAUAAACCCAAAGUAUAUAGAACUUCCAAGAGAAGAAAUAAAUCUUUAUAAAUCUCUUAAAACUUAUAUAAACUUGAAUUAGUCUAAGUUUUCGUUAUUUUUAAAAUCCUUAUUACAUGAAAAUAAAGAUGAAAAGUUUUUAAAUUUAGAUUAAUUGUUAAACUCAAUACAAGAUUAUUACAAAAACUAAUAAAUGUAUUUGAAACCAAAAUUCAGUUUAAAUAGUGUUGAGAGAGUUCGUUUACCAAGUUUAGAAAUUAGAUACUUUACUAAUAGAAGAUCAAAAGAUUAUAACUAGAAUAGUAUUAGUAUUGAUUAAGAAUCAAAAUCGCUAUCAUUUGCUAUAUGA
Molecule: messenger RNA, 704 nt
Organism: Paramecium primaurelia
Lineage: Eukaryota; Ciliophora; Oligohymenophorea; Peniculida; Parameciidae
Source: the annotation of a GenBank genome assembly